GUUCAGCUGGGCCCAGCUAUGAUCAGCUGAGCGCCAGCAGCCCAGGAGCGCAGCGCACAAUCUGAGGAUAAUCGCAGGUGGAGAGGCUGUUUGGAUCUGAGGCUCGGGAAGCUGAUCUGAAUUGAACGUUUUUUCUCGAUGAUCCACAAUGCGGUCCUUGGCUCGGUUCGUCGUCCGAUGCGCUCUCAUCAUCUACCCCCUCUGCUUGACUGACGGAGUGGAAGCAGAGCGGCAGUGCACUGAGACGGACUACUACUAUGAGUACACGGAGUGUGACAGCACAGGAUCCCGGUGGAGAGUGGCCAUCCCACAAAGUCCUGGGUCCUGCAGCGGAUUACCACAGCCAGUAAAGGGCACAGAGUGCACCUUCUCCUGCAGAGCUGGGGAGUUCCUGGAGAUGUCGGCUCAGGAGUGCACCCAAUGUGCUGCAGGGAGCUACUCCCUCGGCAGCGGCAUCCGCUUUGACCAAUGGGAUACCAUGCCUGUUGGAUUCAGUAGCCUGGCAACUUCUCUGGGGAAUGAUCCACAUAGAGAUGCCAGACUAUCCUGCAACAGUUCUUCCUGGAUACCUCAAGGAAACUACCUGGAGUCCAACAGGGACGAGUGUACGGUCUCUCUCAUUUAUGCUGUUCACUUGAAGAAGCAGGGCUCGGUCACCUUUGAGUAUCAGUAUCCUGAUAAAAACCUGAUGUUUGAAUUCUUUAUCCAGAAUGACCAGUGUCAGGAGAUGGAUCAGUCCGCUGAUACAAAGUGGCUUCAGCUCACUAAUCAUGGGGAGUGGGCAACCCACACGGUGAAUUUGAAAUCAGGCACCAACAUCUUAUACUGGCGGACAGGAGGAGUUGUGAUGGGGUCCAAUGUGGUGAAGCCUGUACUGCUGAAAAACAUUCAGAUUGAAGGUGUAGCCUACACAUCAGAGUGUUUCCCCUGUAAACCAGGAACAUUCAGUCGCACCCCAGGCUCCUCCACGUGUGAAUCCUGCCCUCGGAACUCCUACUCUGGCCAUGGAGCCAGUUCAUGCACUCCAUGUAACACAACCAUUCAGUAUGCAGAGGAAGGAUCGUCCGAAUGUAAGAACAGACCGCCUUGUUCCAAAAAGGACUUUUUCCAGAUCCACACACCAUGUGACCAUGAAGGCAAGACCCAGGUCAUAUAUAAGUGGAUCGAACCAAAGAUCUGUCUGGAGGGAGUCUCUGGAGCCGAGUCGCUGCCUGAAGGUGGUGAACAGGAGGAAUGUCCCCCCUGUAACCCUGGUUUCUAUAACAAUGACACGGCCACCUGCUCCCCUUGUCCGACUGGGACGUACUCUGAUGGGUUAAAACCAUGUCAGCAGUGUCCAGCAGGGACUGAGCCCGUUCUGGGUUAUGAGUACAAAUGGUGGAAUGUUCUUCCAUCAAAUAUGAAGACUUCCUGUUUCAAUGUGGGCAACUCGAAAUGUGAUAGUAUGACUGGCUGGGAAGCAGCAAGAGAUCAUAUCCACAGUGGAGCAGGCAGCUCUGAUAAUGAUUAUCUCAUCCUUAACAUCCACGUUCCUGGCUUCAAGCUGCCUACGUCAGUGUCGAGCCAGUCAGCGGCAGAAUUUGGUCGAAUCACAUUUGAGUUUGAGACUUUGUGCACUGCUGACUGUGAGUUCUACUUCAUGAUGGAUAUUAAUAGAAAGAGUACUACAGUUGUGCAGUCAUGGGAGAAAUCACAAAAAAGGCAGACCUACACCCAUAUCAUGACAAAAAAUGCCCCCGUUUCCUACACAUGGGCUUUCCAGAGGACAAACCAACCCUCAGACGUACGUCAAUAUGUCAAUGACGUGGCGCGCAUCUACUCCAUCACUGUUACCAACGCCAUUGAUGGCGUGUCCUCCAGCUGCCGGGCUUGUGCCCUAAGCACCCAGCCCUCCAGCUCGGCAUGCGUACCCUGCCCACCUGGACAUUACAUUGACUCAGUCAGCAGCAAGUGCUUAGAGUGUCCACGCAACAGUUACCUCGAAGCUCACGGAAAAGUGGGCUCGGAUUCGUGCAAAGCAUGUGGUCCAGCUAGCAGGAGCGACAAGGACCACAGACUGUGUUACAGUGAUUGUCACUUCACCCAUACAGAGGGCAAUGUCACGUUAACUUUUGACUUCAGUCUGCUCGGUUUAGCCGGAUCCUUGAUGAAUGGUCCAAAGUUCACCUCAAAGGGGACCAAAUAUUUCCACAUGUUCAACAUCAGUCUAUGUGGAGGACAGGAUCGCAUGGCGGUAUGCAGAGACAACGUUUCAGACGUGUCAAUCUCCAGCUCCCAGAGCGAGAAAGCGGAGGGAUCCAGUGCUGUGAAGACCUUCAUCUGUCAAUCAACAAUAAUCCCAGCAAGCAGACAAGGAUUCUCCUCUGCGCUGUCUUCUCAGUCCAUUAACCUGGCUGACACUUUUCUCGGUGCAACUGUGGAUGAUAAUCUUGAGGGAAUAAAAGCCAUGCCAGACUUGUUUCCCCGGAAGUCUAAGAAAGUGCCUGAUGUUAACUUCUUCUACAGAUCACUUGAAGGAACUUCGUCCUGCGAAUCAGGUCGAAGUGCAGUGGUGACCCUCCGCUGUAAUCCCGAUAUGAGCACUCAAGGAACACUGUCGGUUCCCAGUCAGUGCCCUGAAGGAACAUGUGACGGCUGCACCUUCCAUUUCUUUUGGGAGAGCUCAGGAGCUUGUCCGACAUGCACCGCUAGAGACUACCAUCUGAUAGAGGGAGUCUGCAAAGGAGGACAGCAGGACAUGCUGUAUGUGUGGACUGAACCCAAGCUGUGUAUAGGGGGCGCCAGCUUGCCUGAAAAGAAAACCGUGCCUUGCGAGGGUAUGGAGUUCUGGGUUCGGCUUGGUGCAGGGACGGGGAUUUUCACUGCCGUGCUGCUCAUCUCUCUCACCUGCUACUUUUGGAAGAAGAAUAAACGGUUGGAAUACAAGUACUCCCGGCUGGUUAUGUCUGCCAAUAAGGAGUGUGAAAUGCCAGUGGCUGACAGCUGUGCUGUGAUGGAGGGAGAGAAUGAGGGAGACAUGGAGGAUGAAGUUGUGUACACCAAACCUUCACUGCUUGGCAAACUGAAAGCAAUAGCAUCUAAGGGAAAUGGGCAGCGUUAUGAAAAUGUGCAGCUGAACUCGUUCUCAUCAAAGGCGUUGGUGUGGAGUUAAAGCCCUGCAAACAGGAGCUGCAAGGACGAAAAAAAACUUCGCUCUGGGUGAUCCACCUUAGAGUGUCCCUCUUAUGAGCUUUGGUACCUGGAAUACCACCUGUGUGUACAUAAAAAAAUACACUCUGCAUAAAAAGCCAGAUUAAAAGAAGUCACAAUAAGAUGGUGGCCUUAUAGCUUGGUACCGUAGAGCCAUAGUACUGUGACACAGGUGUGUAUGACACACAUUUUUUGGCUUAUCUUUUUGCUGGAAAAUGUUUUUAGAAAGCUCAGGGUAAUACAAGGACCUAUAUGAGUUCUUGUUCAGUUCGAUGUAUAUUUAUUUAAUUCUGUGUCAUGUUUUAUUUCCUUUGAUUGUGGAGAUCCAGAUGUCAAGACACACAAAAACUGUGUGUGUUUCCAUAUCCUGUAGAUGCACUCUGACUGGCUUUGUUUUCUCAUAUGUGUGUGUGUUUGACUCUUUUGUUUCAUUGAAGUCAUUUUGGUGGGAAGAUAAGUAGGACUAAAAAUGAACCUGCUGUAUUAAGCUGUUAAUAUUGUGCUCCAAAUAAAUGACAUAUUUAUGUAAAA
Cyprinodon tularosa is the source of this 3720-nucleotide messenger RNA. It is a transcript of the gene elapor2a, whose product is annotated as endosome-lysosome associated apoptosis and autophagy regulator family member 2a. The record is from RefSeq and is a predicted model, not a curated record. The transcript has 23 exons. Gene Ontology annotation, biological process: positive regulation of BMP signaling pathway. Lineage: Eukaryota; Metazoa; Chordata; Actinopteri; Cyprinodontiformes; Cyprinodontidae. Bases 149 to 3151 code for a protein of 1000 amino acids.